AUGGUCGACAUCGAGAAGACUUCCCCACAAAUUAAACAAAAUACUUUAACGCCAUUCCAGCAUGAUAAAGGUCAAAUAGGAAGUGAAUUUCCUAGGCAGAUUUCUCGCAAAGCAGUACCAAAAAUACGUCUGGAUUCUCCUACCACUAAUCAAAUAUCUCCAGUGAAGAAGGCAACGACGACAGCGAUAGCGAGUCUUCCAAAUGUAAAAAAGAAACGAAAAUCGAGUAGAAAGUUGUUUUCAAUCAGACAAACUGAAAGUCUUAUUAAAGCCUUAGAAUACCUCACAAAUUCUAUUGAAAAAAACAACUGGAAUCUUGAAAUGGAGUUCAAAGAAAGAGAGAAGAAUCCUUUAAAUUUAGAUCAUCGAAGAACAUUGCAACCACAACACGACAGUGUGAAUUCUCGUCGAACUUCCUCCCUAACUGGAAAAAAUUCUCGGCCUCGAAAUUAUAAUACGAAGUACGGAGCUAGUAAUCGACAUGAACACAGACGGAAAUCAAUUACUUUAAAGCAUAUUGAUGAAUCGGCACAGAAUCGAACAGAAAAGGUGGCUGUUGAAGUUCGAGUGGUAUUUUUGAAAAUAGGUGAAAUUGAUACAUUGAAAGAAUUAUACUAUGCAGAUGCAUUUCUGCAAGCCAAAUGGAGAGAACCUAGACUUGAUGGACAUACAGCAGAGGAAUUAAGUAUUACCGAAUUGGAGCAAUACUGGAAUCCCUUAUUGUAUAUUGACAAUAUCCUAAGUGAAACAAAAGAAACCCAAUGGAUUAUGGCUGUUAGAAGUGAAAGCGGAGAAGUCUACCUUAUUGAACGUAGACGAAUAAAGGGUGUAUUUUUAGAAACUCUGGAAUUGAAUGACUUCCCUUUAGAUGUACAGGAUUUAACCAUAACUGUAACCACGGAAAGACCAGAUACCGAGGUGGAUAUUAUUCCUGACCAGGUAGAAAUGUCUGCGAUAAAUAUACAGACAUUUGUCGACCAACAAGAAUGGAAAUUGCAUGAACAUGUCGAGAUUAAAAAACGUAUAAUCAAACAGGAAUAUUCUAGUUCAAUGAAAAGUCAUCCAUGCUUAUCUGUUACCUGUAGAGCUGCUAGAAGACCUGGUUACUUCUAUUGGAAUGUUUUUCUUAUAAUGUUCAUGAUUUCUGGUUUGGCUUUUGCUACAUUUGCUGUUUCACCGGAUAAAGCAGAACUUCGACUACGCUUAUCCUUUACACUUAUUUUAACCAGUGUCACCUUUAAAUAUGUAAUCACACAAAGUCUACCGAAAAUUUCUUACCUUACUUAUAUGGAUAAGUAUGUUCUAAUGUCGUUAUUCAUCUGUGCAUUAUCAGUUCUAUCUGAUACACAGUCUACAGCAACACCACUGCCAACAUCAGCAUCUGUGAAUACAACAUAUCCAGGACCUAGAAUAGUCUUCCCCUAUAUGAAUGCACCACCUUCAUCCAUAUCCUUAUCAUCAUCUCCCUCAACUAAUUCUGAGUUUAACAGCACUUCUGAUCGUUACCCGAUGAACAUAUCAAAUUAUGAUCCUGUAAAUAAAUUUCCGUCAACAGACACCAUAAAUACAUCAAAUGGAUUACAGCCAAAUUACAAUUCGUCCUCUAUCACAUCACCUGUUUCUUUAUCACAGAAUUCCACAUCUUCUAUGUAUAAUCAAAUACAGAAUGAUUCCACUCCGUCGUUAGCUGCUGUCAAUCAAACUUUCAGUUCCUUGUUAAGAGAACAAAACAGCGGUUGUAGUCGUAGUAAUCGUAUAGCCUGUUCUGACUGGAAAAUGGUACAACAAAUUGAACAGCACGUAUUCACAUCAUUUGUUACAAUAUAUAUAUUGGCACACGCUAUCUUCAUAUUUUGGCUUUAUUUCGAUGCAAGCAGACGUAGAAGAGAAAUGCGACAAAAGGAUAAAGACUACCGAGUUACAAAACAACCAAUAAAUCAAGAUUUCCACAAUGGUGAAUUCGUUUGCAUCUCUUCCGAUUUAAAGAAAAUGCUCAAAUAA
Molecule: messenger RNA, 2001 nt
Organism: Trichobilharzia regenti
Lineage: Eukaryota; Metazoa; Platyhelminthes; Trematoda; Strigeidida; Schistosomatidae
Source: the annotation of a GenBank genome assembly